Messenger RNA from Cladocopium goreaui, 1356 nucleotides. NCBI's taxonomy places the organism in Eukaryota, Dinophyceae, Suessiales, Symbiodiniaceae. The record is from the annotation of a GenBank genome assembly.
AUGGCUUCUCAAAGUCUGGAAGACAUCAUGUCCACAUGUGGCGUGGACCCAACAAUAGCAUCACAGCUGGUGCAAGAUGGAUGGACAACUCAGUCCUUCGCGUGUGCAGCCUUAGACCUUGAGUCUUUUGACAGGCUUUGGCAGGACCUUUUUGCUGAUACGGAACUCAGUUUGCUUCAAAAGGCAUCAGUGCGUGCAGCGUUCAAAAUGUGUCAAUCCGCUUUGCAGUCAGUGGCGGCUCCGUCAGCCCCAUCAUCGGCGUCCGCAUCAGGUGACCCCAUGACUAGCCAAAAUUCAUGGGCCGAAAGUUUCCCUCCAAAGUUGGAUUCCUCAGUGAUUGACCAGUUGAAAGCCAAAUUUCUGGCUAGUUACCCGUCAGAGUUGGUAAACCAUGACACCAUGCCAAGCACGAGACUCCUCAGCCUUGUUCACCACCAGCUUCUGAAGAAGCAAUGGGCCUGGAUUCCUUGGAAAUACAGGCUAACGAUGGCUAAAGCUGAUGAGAUUUCCUCCCAGCGGCAAACCAAGAUGCCCAAAUUGGAAUUGGCUUCAUUGCAUAACCUGUUGGUUGAUGAACCUCCCUCAAUAGAUAUUUCCAAUUCAGGUUUUGGGGUCAAUGCGGUACGAAAUUUGCUGGCAGUUCAUGACAUGGCAGUUGCAAUGUGUGGAGGUGCACACCUGGCCAAUUUAAAGGCUUACUCGGCCAAAUUUCUGGGCUUCUUGACGCAGAAGGUGGAUCCGGAAACGAUGUUGAGGUGUGCAUCCAUUACUGAAGCGCAGGCCGCAGACAGACAGAUUUGUGCAGCAAUAGCAGAUUUAAUGGCUGAACGCAACUGGGACAUGGACAAUUGCCUGCAUGAGUUCACUCAUAUUCGUCAUGAUUUGCCAGGUCUGUUGCAGCUCCGUCCACGUCCAGCCAAAGCCCAGUCCUCCUCUCAACCUUGGACUGAACCGGAAGUGCAGGAAGUGGCCAUGGCGACAGGUUCCACUACUCCAGCACCAGCAGCGACAGUGGCAUAUGGCGCUGCUUCUCCUUCCUGCGCCCACUACUCUCGGCUGAAACUGCAUCGACCUGGUCCGAAAGCCUUGAGGACACCGGAAGCUAUGCAAGGUGUCCCUGGAUUGACAAGUGAAUAUCUGAGUAGACAAACAGCUUGCUACCCGGAGGAUCUGGCUACAGCCUUUGCCGAGCGAGUAGCUGAUGAGCCACCACUGUCGGCCCAUUUGACGAACUGGCAGAGCGCUGACGAUGAUAUCAUGUUGACCAGGAUGCACAACAGCGAUAUCCGUUGGGCGUUGCGCUGGGCAAACUUGGCAUUGCCCAUGCAGAUGGGCGACCUCCACGACUGGUCUUAG